AUGUCGCGCGGAAAACCACUGUUCACAGUUCCAAUCGGCACAAAGGGCAAGGUUGAGGUCACCUCGCCCGCUGAAAAGGUCUAUGUCGUCGCAUUCGGCUCGCCGCCGGAUAAUCGCCUCGUGACCGACUUUUGCGAGGCCAUCUUGCUGGCGCUGGACAUUCUCGAGACGAAAUACCAGCACGGCGUCGUCAUUACUACCUCGUUGAUCGAGAAGUUCUACAGCAAUGGCUUGGACUUGGAGCACGCCAUGCAGCCCGGCUUUUUUGCGAAUGUUUUGUUCAAGUUAUGGCGGCGCAUCUUGAUCUACCCAAUGCCUACCAUUGCUCUGAUCAACGGCCACGGUUUCGCUGGCGCUCUCAUGACAGCCAUGAUGCACGACUAUCGCAUCAUGAACCCGCACAGAGGCUACCUCUGCUUGAACGAGGUUGAGCUGGGCGUCCCAUUACGACCAGCAAUGUCAUCCAUCUUCCGGCAGAAGUGUUCGCCGACUGUCUAUCGGACUCUGGUACUCGAGGGCAAGCGAUUCAAGUCACUGGAUGCACUGAAGAACGACAUCAUCGAUGGCGUUGGCGGUCUGGAGGAAGUGCUUACGUUCAUCGAAGAGCUGAAGCUGACCAGCAGGCCCGACAAGGGAGUAGUCGGAGAUCUGAAGAGGGAGAUGUGGCGGGAGACAGUCAAUUUCCUGGAGAACGACGAGCGCGAGUCCGAGCGAUUGCGCAAGGCGAGUGAUAGGCUCGAUGCGGAAGCUGCAGAGCGGGAGAAGAAGAUCCAGGCGUGGUCGGCAAAGGUACAGGCAAAGUUGUAG
Molecule: messenger RNA, 807 nt
Organism: Didymosphaeria variabile
Lineage: Eukaryota; Fungi; Ascomycota; Dothideomycetes; Pleosporales; Didymosphaeriaceae
Exons: 3
Coding region: 1-807 (268 amino acids)
Biological process (GO): fatty acid beta-oxidation
Cellular component (GO): peroxisome
Molecular function (GO): enoyl-CoA hydratase activity; delta(3)-delta(2)-enoyl-CoA isomerase activity
Source: RefSeq, a predicted model, not a curated record